Molecule: messenger RNA, 849 nt
Organism: Zymoseptoria tritici IPO323
Lineage: Eukaryota; Fungi; Ascomycota; Dothideomycetes; Mycosphaerellales; Mycosphaerellaceae
Exons: 1
Coding region: 1-849 (282 amino acids)
Biological process (GO): tRNA modification
Molecular function (GO): tRNA guanylyltransferase activity; magnesium ion binding
Source: RefSeq, a predicted model, not a curated record
AUGGCCAACACCGAGUUCGGCUACGUCCGCGCCUUCGAACAACCCGAUGCCCUCCCUCUCUCCAACUGGCUAGUAAUCCGCAUCGACGGCCGGGGCUUCAGCAAACUCUGCAAGAAAUACGCCUUUACCAAACCCAACGACCUCCGCGCCUUGCAUCUCAUGAACGCCGCGGCGACCCAAGUCGUCAAAUCCUUCGUCGACAUUGUUCUCGCAUACGGACAGUCGGACGAGUACUCCUUCGUGUUCCACGAGUCGUGCACUCUCUUCGAACGGCGGGCGGCGAAAUUGGCGACCUCGGUGGCGACGAUGUUCACGGCGGAGUAUUGUAUGUUGUGGGGAGAGUUCUUCCCGCCGGAAGUGAAGUUGGAACGGCCGUGGCCGACGUUUGAUGGACGAUGCGUGGCGUAUCCGAAACGGAAGAUUUUGCGGGACUACUUGAGUUGGAGGCAGGCGGAUUGUCAUAUCAACAAUUUGUAUAAUACGGUGUUUUGGGCGUUGGUGGAGCAAGGUGGGUUGAGUGGGACGCAGGCGGAGUUGGAGUUGAAGGGCACGGUGAGUGGAGAUAAGAAUGAGAUUUUGUGGAAGAGGUUUGGGAUUAAUUACAAUGCUGAGGAGGAGAUUUUCCGCAAGGGGAGCGUGGUGUAUCGGGCGUUUGAUGAGGUGGAUGAAAAGGGAGGGGAGGGUGGGAAGAAGGGGGAUCCGAAUAGUCGGAGUCAGGUUGAGAAGGAGAAGAAGAAGAGGGCGAAGGCGAGGGUUGUGGUGGAACAUGUUGAUAUUAUUGGGGAUGGGUUUUGGGAGAAGAGGCCGUAUAUCCUAGCGGCGAAGAGAGGGGAGGACUAUGAUGAGUGA